Messenger RNA from Solanum lycopersicum (tomato), 1521 nucleotides. RefSeq lists its product as uncharacterized. Gene Ontology annotation, molecular function: oxidoreductase activity. Lineage: Eukaryota; Viridiplantae; Streptophyta; Magnoliopsida; Solanales; Solanaceae. The record is from RefSeq and is a predicted model, not a curated record.
UUGCUCUUUCACAAAAUCGACAUCCCACAUUUUUUUCGAGGCAGAGUUUCAAAAUUCUGAUAAAGCUAACAAGAGGAAGAAGAAUCCAUGGCUUCCUGCAACACUUUCACUCCCGGCGGCAUUCCGUCUUGCCGAAAUUUCACUCGAACAUUCCGGUCAUCGUCUCCGACAUGGAGGAAGAGCGGAGUUGUUACUGCAAAACUUGCUCAGAAGAACGCAAUGCAGUACAGAAAACUCGGAGACUCUGAUCUUAAUAUCAGCGAAAUUACUAUCGGAACUAUGACAUUUGGAGAACAGAAUACAGAAAAGGAAGCUCAUGAAAUACUUAGUUAUGCAUUUGAUCAAGGAAUUAAUAUUAUUGAUACCGCUGAGGCUUAUCCUGUUCCAAUGAGAAAGGAGACUCAAGGAGCGACCGAUCUCUAUAUCAGUAGCUGGAUGAAGUCCCAACCCCGUGAUAAGGUGAUUUUGGCUACAAAAGUUUGUGGUUAUUCAGAAAGAUCAAGUUACAUACGUGAAAAUGCAAAGGUUUUGCGAGUAGAUGCUGCUAAUAUUCGAGAAAGCGUAGAAAAAAGUUUGAAACGUCUCAAUACUGAUUACAUUGAUUUACUCCAAAUACAUUGGCCAGACAGAUAUGUUCCGUUGUUCGGCGAGUUCUUUUAUGAAACUUCAAAAUGGAGGCCAAGUGUGCCUUUUGUUGAGCAGCUUAGAGCCUUUCAGGAACUCAUCGAUGAAGGAAAGGUCCGCUACAUUGGUGUUUCCAAUGAAACUUCAUAUGGAGUUAUGGAGUUUGUCCAUGCUGCAAAAGUUGAAGGAUUGCCGAAGAUUGUCAGCAUUCAGAAUAGUUACAGUCUGCUGGUUAGGUGCCACUUUGAGGUUGAUCUUGUUGAAGUAUGCCACCCAAACAACUGUAACAUUGGCUUACUAUCCUAUUCUCCACUGGCUGGGGGAACCUUAUCGGGGAAGUAUUUGGACAGUAAUUCUGAAGCUGCUAGAAAAGGAAGACUUCACCUGUUCCCAGGCUACAUGGAAAGAUACAAUAAAUCCCUUGCCAAGGAAGCAACAAAAAAGUAUGAAGAAGUGGCCAAGAAGCAUGGUCUAACGCUAGUUGAGUUAGCCCUAGGAUUUGCCCGAGACCGUCCCUUUAUGACAAGUUCAAUUAUAGGUGCAACCUCGGUGGAUCAAUUAAAAGAAGAUAUUGAUGCUUUUUUGACAACUGAGAGACCUUUGCCACCUCAAGUAAUGGAUGAUAUUGAAGACAUUUUCAAGAGAUACAGAGAUCCUGCUUCAAGAUAGCCUGCCAAUUUCUUCGAAUUUACCACAACAUGUCUUUUGUUUAUGCCUAUCUAUUGUGUACAGGGUGUAGGGGAGAGCUUUUCAUCUUUGUCACAUACUUUUCUCCAGAAGCAGCCUGCAUUGAGAAGAAAUGUAAGUCAAUUUGGCCACUGUUAUUCUUUUAGUCAUAGUCUGUUGAAUAUCGAUAUCAAUGAAUUGAUCAUAUUGGGUAUUUUCUUUUAUGGUUCA